UUUCAACAUAGGUACUGAUACUGUUACUGAGAUACUCGAUCGCGUACUCGUACUGCCAAAAAAAAGUCGAAAGUGGUUCAUAAAAAAUUCGUGCGUUCGCAACACGAUCCGACAAUGCGAGCUUUCUGGUUAACGCUCUCAAUCCAAGUUGCUUUGUGCUAUUGCCAUUACAGUUAUGAGCCAGAUCCAACAUGGAAUAUUCGCUCCACAAACGAGCUGAAGGAUAAAAACUUUUGGUUUCAUGAUGCUCAACGCACACUUUUCGAAAAGCUUUCAAUGACGCCAAAUCAAUAUUUGGCCAAGAAUGUAAUCUUCUUUCUGGGCGAUGGUAUGUCGGUGCCGACAGUUACAGCAAGUCGCAUUUAUGACGGACAGUUGAAGGGUAAAAUAGGGGAACGCAAUCAACUGGAAUUUGAAAAGUUUGACUACGUGGGAUUAUCAAAGACCUAUUGCGUCAACAAACAGGUAGCAGACUCUGCCUGUACAGCGUCUGCCUAUUUGUCUGGUAUAAAGGCCAAUUACCUGACAAUCGGUGUAUCCGCCGAUGUGCAACUGAAUGACUGUGCUGGCGCCAAAUUGCCACAAAAUCGGUUAUCCUCCUUGGCAGCAUGGGCACAACGUGGUCACAAAUCAGCCGGACUUGUGACCACAACCCGUGUCACCCACGCAAGUCCAGCUGGUGUCUAUGCACAUACCUCGAAUCGCGACUUUGAGAGUGAUUACGAUGUCCAAGAGCUGGGAAAGAAUCCAAGUGAUUGCCCUGACAUAGCGCAGCAAUUAUUGGAAGAUGUGGGCAAAGAUUUAAAGGUCGUUCUGGGUGGAGGCACCAAGAAAUUCCUGCCCAAUACAAUGACAGACGUUUAUGGCAAUAAAGGCGAACGUCUGGAUGGACGCAAUCUGAUAAAUGAGUGGCAAAAGAGCAAAAAAGGCAAUGCACGUGUGGUCUUCAAUCGCACCGAUCUGCUGAAGACUAAUCUUCGCAAUACUGAUCACUUACUUGGACUGUUUAAUGCCACGCACAUGGCAUAUCAUUUGGAUGAUAGUGUAGAUACUCCCACACUCUCGGAGAUGACCGAAGCUGCUAUUGGAGUACUCUCAUCGAAUCCAGAGGGUUACUUUCUGUUUGUCGAAGGCGGACGCAUUGAUCACGCUCAUCACGAGACGAAAGCUAAGAAGGCAUUGGAUGAAACAGUCCAAUUCUCAAAUGCCGUUAGAAAAGCGCGUCAGCUAACGAAUCCUUGGGAGACUCUUAUUGUUGUCAGCGCGGAUCACGGACACACCAUGACUAUUAACGGCUACCCAGACAUAGAUAAUAGUAUUACCGGACUAAACUCUGAAUUAAGCGAUGUUGACAAAUUACCCUACGCCACCUUAUCAUAUGCCAAUGGACCGAACUACAAAAGGUUUUAUACUACAUUGGCCAAUGGUACAAUUGAGCGGGUUGAUCUCAGAAAUCUCAACAUUGGCGAUAAGGACGAAAUUUAUCCCCAUGCCGUGCCGAUGUCCGAGGAGACCCAUGGAGGUGGUGAUGUGGCUGUCUAUGCCAAUGGACCUUGGGCGCAUUUGUUCAGCGGCGUUUACGAGCAAAACACAAUACCUCAUCUAAUGGCCUAUGCAUCGUGCAUUGGCCCAGGAAUAAAAGCCUGCGAUCUCAGGCCUAAGACGUUUAGUCCCUACAAUCCCUAUAAUCCGUACAAUGCCUAAGACAUAUAUUUAAUUGCUAAUGCUACACAUGUUGUAUAAUGUCUAUUGCUUAUAUGGUGUAAUAAUUAUCGAAGCAACAUGACGUUUGAUUUAAUUAUUAGCUGAAUAAAAUUAUAAUUUAAAUACAA
Molecule: messenger RNA, 1832 nt
Organism: Drosophila innubila
Lineage: Eukaryota; Metazoa; Arthropoda; Insecta; Diptera; Drosophilidae
Gene: Alp1
Product: alkaline phosphatase
Exons: 4
Coding region: 115-1704 (529 amino acids)
Biological process (GO): dephosphorylation
Molecular function (GO): alkaline phosphatase activity
Source: RefSeq, a predicted model, not a curated record